This is a messenger RNA of Malania oleifera, 813 nucleotides long. Its product is annotated as APO protein 4, mitochondrial-like. NCBI's taxonomy places the organism in Eukaryota, Viridiplantae, Streptophyta, Magnoliopsida, Santalales, Ximeniaceae. Gene Ontology annotation, molecular function: RNA binding. The coding region runs from base 1 to 813 and encodes 270 amino acids. The record is from RefSeq and is a predicted model, not a curated record. The transcript has 4 exons.
AUGUCCGGUAGAGUAGGUGGAGCAACAAAGGGUGACGGAGGAGCAGCCGGCGCCGUAGAUGUUGAAGGAGCAGCAGCCGUCUGCUUUGACUGGUGCAAACAAGUUUAUCUCAUCAUAGAUUACAAUUGCAGAUUCUAUUCAGAAAUAUAUGUUGGUGGGAAAGGUCACUCAAUCCAGACCUGUCAUGGUUACAAACGCUGUGCCAAGAGCCAGGUUCAUGAAUGGAUCAGUGGUGGCUUGAAUGACAUACUUGUCCCGGUAGAAACCUUUCACCUACAGUCCAUGUUCCAAGAAGUCAUUAAACAUCAAGAAAGAUUUGAUUUUAACCGUGUUCCUGCUGUUGUUGAGCUUUGCUUGCAGGCAGGGGCAUAUCCAUGGGAUGGUUACUUUUACUCCAGCAGCAUCACCCAUGGUGUUGAAGGAGCUCAGUCUCUGCCAUCCCAAGAUUUGAGCCAAGUAGCCAGGAUAACAUUGAAAGCGGUUAGACUUUGUGGGGUAUUCAAGAAUGAGAGUUGGCGUGGAACCCACUUCUGGAAGAAAGCGGAUGUUGAUGAUUUGGUGCCUCCAAAGAUCGUUUGGAGGCGGCGGCCUCAUGACCCUCCUGUGCUGCUGGACAAGGGACGCGGUUUUUAUGGGCGUGCACCUGCGGUGAUUGAUCUCUGUACGCAGGCUGGUGCUAUUGCACCGAGCAAGAUUUUUGCUCACCCUCUGUCAAGCCAGAGCCUUGUUACCUUAAUCAUUCAGAUGGUUGAAGAAUUUUCUGUCCAGCUUGGUCUUUGCAGGAAAUUUUGGCAGUAUCCAGAGAAUUUUUAA